AUGCUCCUAACCACCCUGGCAGCUCCAGGGAAUCCAGGGUGGGUGGAGCGAGAAGCUGGGCGCGCCGCUGCCACCCCAACUGGGCCACUCCUCGAGCCGUCAGCGCCUCAGCCCCCGGUGCCACGUCCCGGCCUCCGUUCCUCCUCUGGAAGCCCAGGACUCGCUCUCCUGCAGAUGCCCCCGGUGGGCCACACCUCCGACAGUAAGGAGGGGACAGUUAGAGCGGUUGGAACGCUUGUCUCCGUUCCGGCCGCCCCAGAACCCAAGCCCGGCCUGGCCCAGCGGGCCCUGAGCCACAGCCCCGCGGUCAGACAGGCUCCCCAGGGGCAGGCCUCGGCGCUGCCCGCCCAGCUCGACCCCAGAGGCUGCCUCGCACCGGAGCUCACCGCCAAUGUGUCAAAAGCGCAUGUUCGCCGCCGCUCGGCCGACGUCUCUGCUCUGCUGGCCUGGCCAGGCCCGCCCAGCCUCUCAGCUCUGCUCCCUUCCGCAGCCCUGAGCUCCACUCCGCGUACCCCCGCACCGGGCUCCUCCCCGACACGUCAGGGGCUCCCUGGGUGUCGGAGGCCAUUCUGUGACGCACGGGGGCGGAGUCGAGAGCAUGCGCAGAAGCAGGCGGGAGGAGCAGUGGGAGGCAAGCGUCACAUGGAGCCGUCCGAGGCCUUGCGCGUUGACGUCAGCCUUGCGACACCGUCCUGCGCAGGCGCCGCCCCUGGCCACCGAAGGAGUAAGAAACAGCAAGAUGAAGUUCCCCAAGGUCACUCAACUACAGCGCGAAUUCAAACUCAGAAGCUGUAUUAUCCACUACUACGCUGACAAGGGAAACAUAAGCUAGACCAUGGGGCUAAAGUGCUUUCUCUACACUACUGUUAACCAUAACAACAUUUGAAACUGAAAUCAUUAGAUCUAUUUUCUAUAUUGUAACGUAAGUCUCAAAACAGGUCUGCUUUCCAGGCCAGUGUCCUGGAACAGUUUUGAAACUCAGUCUGGCUUCCCUACCUGACUGAAAUUGUACUCAGUCUAAUCAGACUUCAGGCAGGGAAGUGAUUAAUGAAGGCUUUCCUACAGACCUGGUGCCAAGACAGCAACAGUCCCACCCGAACAGGAAAAGAUAAAGGCCUAAGCUUCUGUUCUGCCUCCUGGCUGAGGUGCUAAGAAACACACUGAGUCACCUAAUGGCUGGCCAAGCCCUUCACAAAACAUUGACAUCAUCUCUCAGGCUGCUGCCCCUCCCGUUUGCUCUGGCCCUAGGACUGGCAUCAUCCCCUUCUUAAUGAAUGGGCUUAGCUUGGCAGAGCCCUCAGAAGCCAAAGGCCCUGCUCUGAUCUUCUUCAUUGGCCCAGGGGCUGGAAUAGGGUAAGAGUCAGCAAACUGCCCCACCUCCUUCCAUUACACCAAAUCCAUGGGAAAUAAAUCAGUAAAGAAGAUGACAAUCUCAAAAGGAAGCACAAGUCACAAAACCCAGCUUAUUUAUCAGAGGAGAAAAGGUAAAGGCUGCCAUACCCUUCUAACUUGAGAAAGCAUUCCAAAGCACUCUGCAUAGGUUCUAGUACAAGAUCCUUUUUGGACUGAACCAGAAAGUUCAAUGUAACAAUCUCUGAGAAUACAUAUAAAUACACCAUCAUCUUCCCUGCUACAAAAUACAAGAAACAGAUCAAGUUCCACCCUUCCAAUGGGUGAUCAGCUACCAAAAGAGAGAUCUGGGUCCAAACUCCAGCUGCUUUGGAGAAUGCUGGACUUUGGCCCAUCACAUACUCAAAAAAGAUAACUUUUAGCUAAGGUUCUACUGCUGCAAUGAAACACCAUGACAAAAUAGCAAGUUGUCAGGGAAAGGGUUUAUUCAGCUUCCACUUCCAUAUCACUGCUCAACACCAAAGGAACAGGACAGGAACUCAAAACAGGGCAGAAACCUGGACACAGAAGG
Messenger RNA from Arvicanthis niloticus (Nile rat), 1921 nucleotides. Lineage: Eukaryota; Metazoa; Chordata; Mammalia; Rodentia; Muridae. The record is from RefSeq and is a predicted model, not a curated record.